AUGGACAAUAAGGCGCUGGAACCUGACUCUGUGAGCAUCCCCAUGGAGGAGGCCAUCAUGUGUAACGGAGACGGACAGCUUCAGCCUCAGCAGCAGCAGCAGCAGCAGCAGCAGCAGGAGCCGUCCAUGCUGACCCACCUGAAGAAGGUGGAGAACGAGAUCACCGAAGCGCAGCGUUUCUCCCACCUACCCAAACGCUCGGCCGUGGACCUGGAGUUCAUCGACCUCUCCUACACCAUCCAAGAGGGCCCGUGCUGGAGGAGGAGAGGUUUCAAAGCCUUACUGAAGUGCCUGUCCGGGAGGUUCUGCAAUCGGGAGCUGAUCGGUAUCAUGGGGCCCUCAGGGGCCGGGAAGUCCACCUUAAUGAACAUUCUGGCUGGAUACAGGGAAACAGGGAUGAAGGGUCAGAUCCUGGUCAAUGGUAAACCCAGGGACCUGAGGAAAUUCAGGAAAAUGUCGUGCUACAUCAUGCAGGAAGACAUGCUGCUGCCACACCUCACUGCACGGGAGGCCAUGAUGGUUUCAGCGAACUUGAAGCUGGAUGAAAGUGUGGAUGUUAAGAAAGCUCUGGUGAACGAGAUCCUGACCGCCUUGGGGCUCCUCGACUGUGCUCACACCCGCACCAGCUCGCUGUCGGGAGGUCAGUGUAAACGUCUGGCCAUCGCCCUCGAACUGGUCAACAACCCUCCGGUCAUGUUCUUCGAUGAGCCCACCAGUGGCUUAGACAGUGCGUCGUGCUAUCAGGUGGUCUCACUAAUGCGUUCUCUGGCGCUGGGAGGACGGACCAUCAUCUGCACCAUCCACCAACCUAGUGCCAAACUCUUUGAGAUGUUUGACAAGCUUUACAUCCUCAGUCAGGGACAGUGCAUCUACAAAGGCACAGUCCCGUACCUCAUCCCCUACCUGAAGAGCCUGGGCCUGUACUGUCCCACCUACCACAAUCCUGCAGACUUCGUCAUUGAAGUGGCGUCAGGAGAGUACGGAGACCUGAACCCGGUGCUGUUCGAGGCGGUCCAAGGUGGAAUGUGCGCAUUAGAGGAGAAGAAGAACCAGUGUGGUAACAAUGGCACAUCUGUCUGUGCAGGGAAAUACCCCAAGGACGCUGGACACAUAGAGAGUCAUACUUUUGCCACAAGCACGCUAACACAGUUUUGUAUCCUCUUCAAGAGAACCUUCAUAACAAUAUGCCGAGACCAGGUUUUGACCCACCUCAGACUGAUGUCCCACAUCUCCAUAGGUGUGUUAAUAGGUUUGCUCUAUCUGAACAUUGGCAAUGAUGCCAGCAAAGUCUUUAACAACACCGGCUUCCUCUUCUUCUCCAUGCUUUUCAUCAUGUUCGGUGCGCUCAUGCCAACCGUGUUAACCUUUCCUCUGGAGAUGUCUGUGUUCCUGAGGGAGCAUCUUAACUACUGGUACAGCCUGAAGGCCUACUACCUGGCCAAGACCAUGGCGGACAUCCCCUUUCAGGUUAUCUGCCCCAUCAUGUACUGCAGCAUAGUGUACUGGAUGACAGAGCAGCCUCCUGAGGCCAGCCGCUACCUGCUCUUCAUCGCCCUGUCCACCUGCACCGCCCUGGUAGCCCAGUCGCUAGGCCUGCUGGUUGGGGCCGCGUCCACCUCACUACAGGUAGCCACAUUUGUAGGACCUGUCACGGCUAUCCCAGUGCUGCUGUUCUCUGGAUUCUUCGUGAACUUCGACACCAUCCCCAAGUAUCUGCAGUGGAGCUCCUAUGUGUCGUAUGUCAGGUACGGGUUCGAAGGGGUGAUUCUGUCCAUCUACGGGAUGAACCGUUCAGAGCUGGAGUGUCCGGGGAAGGUGUGUAAGUUCCAGCAGCCUGAGGAGGUCCUGCAGCUGUUGGACGUGGAGGACGCAAAGCUCUACAUGGAUUUCAUUGUGCUCGGCAUUUUCUUCAUCAUCCUACGACUGGCCACUUACCUUGUCCUCCGCUACAAGGUCAAGUCUGAGCGAUAG
Seriola dumerili (greater amberjack) is the source of this 1971-nucleotide messenger RNA. Its product is annotated as ATP-binding cassette sub-family G member 4-like. Gene Ontology annotation, cellular component: plasma membrane. The record is from RefSeq and is a predicted model, not a curated record. Bases 1 to 1971 code for a protein of 656 amino acids. Lineage: Eukaryota; Metazoa; Chordata; Actinopteri; Carangiformes; Carangidae. The transcript has 14 exons. Gene Ontology annotation, molecular function: ATP binding; ATP hydrolysis activity; ABC-type transporter activity.